CACGGCGCAAAUCCGCUGCGUCCGCCCCGCCUGGCCGCGCGCCGUUACCAGGGAGACGACGGCGGCCGCGGCCAUGGAGCUGAGGGUGGUGAAGCCGCCCGGGCAGGACCUGAUGGUGGAGCGCCUCAAAAGCCGCUACGGCGUGGGGGGCGGCUGCCCCUCCGAGCCCGGGCGCCGGCGGCCGGACGUGGCGGAGCGGCGGCGGCGGCCUCCCCGCACCCCAGAGGACUUCGGUUUCUACUCACGUGGAGAUGAAGCUGGUCCGUCGCUGAGAUGUUACUCUGAUGAGAGGAGGCGCGGCCCCGCAUCCCCCCGUGGUGCCCUCAAGCGCGGGACCGUCAGUUGGCAAGAUGAUGAACUGGAUUCUUUUCAAGAUUUAAAACAACGGGAAACAGAAGAAGAGUUCGCUGGGAAUGAUCAUAGAGUUAGUACCUCCGAAAUAAACAAGCAGUCUUUUAAAGAGAUAAACAAAGCAGUUGCCGGGCCAACUAAUUCGGCCUCAGAUUCAAGGAACUGGACUGACUGUUGCAGUGACGCCAGUGACUCUCCUUCGAAACGUGUCAGCUCCCCAGCGUCCAGAGCCUCAAACAGGCAGGGUGUGCUUCCGCGUCAGGUCAGCCAGAUCUACGAUGAGUUACUCCAGAUAUACCAGAAACUGCAGUGUGAAACUGCAGCACAACAGGAAUUUGCUGAAGAGCUUCAAAAGCGAGAACGUUUUCUGGCUGAGAGAGAAGAGCUGCUUUUCAGACAUGAAAGUGCCUUGAAUAAAAUUAAAGGUGUCAGAGAAGAGGUUCUUACAAGGUUCCAGAUCUUGAAGGAGCAACAUGAUGCAGAAGUGGAGCACUUAACUGAAGUUCUUAAGGAAAGAAAUAAAGAAAGCAGGAGGCUAAGGUCCUCUUUUGAUGCAUUGAAAGAAUUGAAUGAUAGCUUAAAAAAACAGUUAAAUGAAGUAAGUGAAGAAAACAGGAAGUUGGAGGUUCAGGCUAAAAGAGUUCAAGCUCGUUUAGAUAAUUUACAGAGGAAGUAUGAGUUUAUGACAAUACAGAGAUUGAAAGGAAAUCCCCACGCUGCUCACGAAGCAAAAAGUUUAAAACAGGAAAAAGUACCAGUUUCAAAACCUUAUAAGGUACCACUUAAUGGACAAGUUUAUGAACUUCUAACUGUCUUCAUGGACUGGAUUUCGGAUCAUCACCUUAGCAAAUUGAAACAUGAAGAAUCUGGAAUGGAUGGUGAAAAGGCACUACCCACAUUUGCUUCUCAGAGAAAUGAUAUUCAGCAGAAGUGUGUGAAGCUUUUGCCUGUGAUGACAGAGCAGCUACAGUGGAUGCCUUUUGUGAAUGCCAAGCUUCACGAGCCUUUUGUAAAGUUUAUAUAUUGGUCUCUAAGGCAGCUUGAUGCUGGAACACAGCAUUCGACUAUGACGUCAACAUUGAGGAGAUUGGGUGAAGACAUAUUCAAAGGAGUAGUGACUAAGGGCCUUCAGGAUAAUUCUUUCGAGCAUUCUGUGGAGAGUAAACCAAAGACAGCUGCUUUCUUUAAGAGCUCCAGUUUACCACUGAGAUUUUUAUCAACUUUAAUUGUUCUCAAAACAGUCACACAAGCCGACCACCUGGCGCAGGCGUUUGACUCCCUGUGUCUGGACUUGAAGGCGGAUGAAGGGAAGAACCUGUUCUUGGAGUGCCAGGCUGUCCCGGUGGUGCUGAGCCACCUGAAGGUCUCCAGCAAAGGGCUCCUGUCCAGCGCCAUCGACAGCCUGCUGCAGAUGACAGUGGAGUCCAGGUUCCUGCAGCCCUUCCUGGAGGUGUGCAGCUGCUCCCUCUUCUUCCGGACCUGCUCGGUGCUGCUCCGGGGCCCGAAGCUUGAUCUCCACAUCCUAGAGAAGCUCAGCAUCAUCCUACAGAAACUGUCCAAAAUCAAAAUCUGGAAGAAAGUCUCAGGAAAUUUGGGCCUCUUCAAAAGAAGGGGCCACAGGGCACAGGCCGAGCAGGAGCUGCGCUGAGAGCCGGAGUGGAGUGGGGACUGAAGGCCUGUGAGCACACGCCAGGGAUGGCGGGCCGCCACCUGCAGGAGGAGAAAAGCAAGCCGGCUCCUGCGAUGCCGGAGGUCGGUCGGGAGGACUCACACCUAGUGAGCAUGCCUGUCGUCGGUGUUUUCAGGUUUGCAGGUGUUCAGAAGUUAUCCGCUUACGUACUAUUCCUGAGGAAAGAGACUGCACAGAUUAUUCUAACCAACUUAAAAUUGAGUUUAUUAACUCAACCUCGUACCAAAAGACUGUAGUGGGCUCUGAAGCCACUGAAACGUAAAUAGGUUUAAAGGUUUGUUGUAAUUUGUGUAUAAAAUGGAAUGAAAUGUUAAAUUCCUCAAAAGGGUAAAUAAUGGGGAAAGCAGUAGUUGAGAGUAUUUGGAUGAGACUCUAUUAAUCGAUGUCAAAAACAGAAUUAACGGGGGCCCUGGGAUCUAGGUGGAGAGGGGGAGCUAGUUAGGAGCAGUUUUCUACAUUUUCACCAUUCCAUUUCACUACUGACUUUGACAGAAAAAUGAAGGAUAAAGAAUGCUUUUGGAAAAUGUCAGAGUAACCACUAUUAAAAGCAGAAGAGAUUGCUUUUAACUGAAAACUAAAAUACGUAUACAGACAUGGCAAAACAUAGAAAGCCAGGAACAUGUGAAGAAUAAAAAUACAUAUUUAGGAUAAGUAAGGGAGGUUUUUAAAAUUAUGAAUAAAUUCUGUAUUGCCCUAUGUUGAUAAAUUUGCAAAUCUGGAUGGAAUGGACUGUUUUCUAGAAAAAGACAAACUAUCAGAAUUGCCUCAACAAGUCUGCAAUAGAAAAUCAUUAAAGUCUUAU
Molecule: messenger RNA, 2843 nt
Organism: Balaenoptera musculus (blue whale)
Lineage: Eukaryota; Metazoa; Chordata; Mammalia; Artiodactyla; Balaenopteridae
Gene: CCDC138
Product: coiled-coil domain containing 138
Exons: 16
Coding region: 74-1999 (641 amino acids)
Source: RefSeq, a predicted model, not a curated record